UAUAUACCAUUCGUGAGAAAGGGUGGCUCCUGAAUGAUGCAUCCAAAAUCAAGUACUUUGGGAGCCCCAAUGAGGAACUAUUUAAUAACAGACCUGUUGUCUUUUUUUCAUUUUUAUAAGAAUGAGAAGACAGAAUGCCGAAGAAUAUGAGUUCAAGGAUUACAUAUGUUGCAUUGUUUUUUUCUUUGUAUAUUCACAAUUUUCCAGCAUGGAAAGAUACAGAGGAAUGUCACCAUGACAACUUCUUUUUAGUGAGACAAGGCUGGCGGCCCGGUUCCAAUUGCACAAAAAUGCAAUACAUACGAAGGAAUUCAAACUUAACAGACUGCUUUAAGUCAGCAUGUAAAAACAAUAGCAAUUUAGUGAUACAUAAACAAUAUAAACUAAAACAGGCCUGCACCCUCUAUAGAUGUGAAUCAAAUCACGACAUUACUGAUUGGGAAUAUGGAUGGAGCAACAAAUGGGAAAGCACAAAAGCUUAUGCGUUGUUGCACCCAUCAACACCAAGGUGUCGAAACUCAUUCUUCAUAAGAAGAACCUGGGACACUGGUAAAAGAGUCUGUGCAAAUUGCGACAAUAUAAAAUACAUGAAUGUGGAGGAUCUAUAUUCAUGCAUGUCACAUGCAUGUGAUGAGGAAGCUAAUGCUUUGAACUUCUGGGACAAAAGAAAGUGUCAAAUAAUGCGGUGUAGAUGGAAUUCUACAAGACUGAGUUAUAAUUUCAACUUCUCGAGAACUGCUGCCAAAGUAACUACAUACAGCUUGGCAUCCCAGAUCACAACAGUAAAUACAAUGACGACAAUUUUAUCUCCAAAACCAACAACGCAAACAAAACCACAAUUCUUCAGAGUGCUUGCUCUCAUUAUGACUGGAGUAGCAGGAAUGGUCUUGGGGUUAAUUACUGUUGCAGUGUUCUAUUACAUACUAAUACAUAGGAGGAGACAGGAGCAAAUCCCUGGGCAGACAUCUAGAGACAGUUUGGAUUAUUACUCCUAUACAUACACCACUAUAGAUGAGUCUACUAUGAUGCCCUGCGGCCCACCCUCAUUAAAAUGAUCGAAAUGCAUUCCAAUGUAUGUAGAAUAAUCCAGAGGGAAGUCUCUCAAAACAAUGAAAUCGUAAUUCUUAGGGCAGAUAAUAUGGCAGGAUGAAUAGUAAUUUAAAGAUUGCAUUAAAGACACAUCUGACAUUAUAUGAUAGCAUACAUGAUUCUUAUAUCUGCAUAUAUUAAUUUUAAAAAAUCAUUUUUAAGAUAACCACAAAAAUAUUUUUCUAUAUUUACUUGCCUAAAAUGUACAUAAAUAUCUGUAUGUCUAACUUAUGAUGUAAAUGCUUUAAUUUUAAAUGAGAUCAUUUCUUUAAUAUUGUGUAUUAUGUUUUGUUGAGAAUAAAAAUUGUAAAAUUAUA
This is a messenger RNA of Owenia fusiformis, 1406 nucleotides long. The record is from the annotation of a GenBank genome assembly. Lineage: Eukaryota; Metazoa; Annelida; Polychaeta; Sabellida; Oweniidae.